This is a messenger RNA of Symbiodinium pilosum, 516 nucleotides long. NCBI's taxonomy places the organism in Eukaryota, Dinophyceae, Suessiales, Symbiodiniaceae. The record is from the annotation of a GenBank genome assembly.
CAGCGCCAACGCCGCCGCCGAGGUGCCGCGUCCAGAAUGGCGAGGGCAGUGGAGCAUGGAGCCAGCCGUCUUGCCAGCUGGCUUCAGGACCAGAGUCCACCCGCCACGGGCUGCAGCAACUGCGACCAGCCUGCCACGCACGUAUGCUUCCCCUGCAGUCAUCUUUGCCUUUGCUUGGUCUGUGCCGAAGAUCUGGUCCGACACACUGGACGUGGGUUCCAAGAGGUUGCCUGCAACGACGUUGAUGCCUCAACCGGGCGCCCAUCCUGUCCACUCUGUGGCCAAUUCAUCUUCUGCGUGAUCGAUGCCAAGCCCUCAAAGGUUUUUGAGGUGCCUGGCCCACUGGAUAUGGCAGUUACAGCCGCGGCAGCAGCUGCAUCCUCGCUCCGUAAGACGGCGGCCACCGCUGCACGAGGUGCGGCUGAUGCUGCUUCACGACAUGCCGCAGCCGUGUCACCAACAAUGAUGGGAAGGUCCCGCUCUGAUGACGCACGCCAGCCGCAUUCAAUGACGUAG